CAGGUGAUUCGUCAUUGGUAGGUUGUGGUUGUAACAAUUUGACAUUUACGUCAAACAUCGGUAACUGUUGGAGUGUAAAAAUAUGUUGAAAGUAUAGAAAUAUAAUAAAAACAAAUAUUGGCGAUGGAGCAGCUACCUGUAGAAAUUAUUGAGAAAAUUCUCAUCUACUCCAGGGUCUCUAUUGAGGAUGUAGUCCAUUUUUCCAUGACCUGCCACCACUUUUAUGAUAUUGUUAUGAACAGCAACAAGAUUUGGAAAACUAAAUUGUUUCACAAAUGGAGACCUCUGAAAACUCUUUUUGAAAACAAGCACAUACUCUUCCAGCGGGAAGUGAGGUACAUAUAUGAGUUGAGACAGAGAACUCGAAAUAUGCUGGAAAAAAUGCCACCAAAGUUUUAUAAAAAAUACGAAAUAUCCGAUUCGGAUCUGCACGAGUGGAGUCUCCUCCUAAACGAGAGGGAUGAAGUGUAUAAUUAUUUAGUACUUGAUCUCAUGGAUAUCGUGAAUACUGAUGCACCUAUCAAUAGUAUAGAAGUUGUACCCUUGAAUACUCCUGGCAAUAAAACCCUCCAAUAUUAUGCCAGCAAAGUUCUCAGAUAUAUCCGGCAGCUACAUCUCUCGAAAGUCUGGAAAGACUACAUAUCACUUCCUGAAUCACGCCAGGUUUUGGAAAUCGGGGCUGUUUUCGUGGCACAGUGGUGCCAACCGAAUGUAGAAAUCACUUUCGAAGACAUCACACAAAAACUGGACAAAAUUGCCGAUGAAGUGAAAACUGCCCUCCGGUUCUCCCACCCUCAGCACCCGAUAUUCAAGGCGUCUCAGCAAGAGCUGGAUUUGUGGAAGGUCGAGAACAGAGCAGACAAUCAAUGGAAUGUUGAUGAGUGCCGGCAACUCAUUUCUGUGAUGCGAGACGUGCUUUUCCAGCAAAUAGGCUUCAGCGGGAACAAUCACGCUUAUUAUAUGCCGCAGAAUUCUUUUAUAAACGAGGUUUUGGAGAAGCGCCAGGGUUUGCCCAUUACCCUGGCGAUUGUUUUUGAAGCGGUGGCUAGACGGCUGGGGCUAAGGUGCGAACCUAUAAGUUUCCCCGCACACUUUCUCUUGAGGUUCUGCGAGAGUUCCAGUUGUGAUUCUGAUUGGUAUUAUAUCGAUGUUUUCAAUGGCGGUCAAGUGGUGAGGAAGGGUGCUUGUCCCCAUAGCAGGUUUUCCGGGUCGAGAGAUUUGUUUCCCGUUGCAACCGCUGUCCAGGUUGUGGAAAGAAUGGCUAAUAACUUGGAGGUAUCAGCAAGACAGCACGGUCAUCCCAAUGGUAGAAUAACCCGGCUUCGAUCCAGUUUGGAGCUACUGAAACUGGUCAACCCUAGAGAUAUAUCUGCCUUAGUGAGUCUGGCUAGGCUAUACAUGUUGCACAACAUGGACACAAAGCCUCUGGAACAUUUUUUGCUCUCGCAGGAGUUUGAGGUUCCCGAGCAAGCACAAAGGGUUGUCCAUAUGCUGCGAGACUAUGAAGCGCAUCACGCCCGUAAUGAUACGGGGCUGUUCAACCAAGUAGAAGCAGCCCAGCGCAGUCCUAGCCUCAUGUACGCAGUCGGUAUGGUGAUGAAGCAUCAAACGUUAAAUUACAAAUGUGUAAUUUACGAUUGGGAUCCCGUUUGUUUGGCGGCCACCGAAUGGCAAGAGCAGAACAAUGUUGAAAAGUUAAACUUGAAGGGUAAUCAGCCCUUUUAUAACGUUCUGGUGGAGGAUGGAUCUCAUAGAUAUGUCGCCCAAGAGAACCUUAUACCGACAUCCGACAAGGAAGCCAUAUAUCUUAACGACGAUGUAGGGCGACAUUUUUCUCACUUUUUCGAAACUCAUUACGUCCCGAACGCUGAGAAAGAAAAAGAAUAUCCCGCCGACAAAAAAGUUCGACACAAGUUCCACCAUCAGAGGAAACUCGAGAGUUUCACUUUGUAAUUUACUUUAUUGUAGGAAUAUAUUUGUAAGGUAUGAAGAAAUUAUUUUGGGUUCCAAUUUAGGUUCAGAGACGACUUUUUUUUCUCCGAUUUGUUCCUUUGUGAUGUAGAAACGAUCUUGUUUCGACCAAGCUGUCACUAGUUGUGAUAUUGAUUCGAGUAUUUUAUCUUUAUUAAGAUGUUAUAGGUGCUAACCAGCUUCCUUAUUUGUAGAUUUAUUUUAUUACAAUAUCGUUUAUUGUAUGUGCAGUUGAAUGAUAACCGCUUCUUUAACUCUGAAUAAAAAUAGUGUACAGGAUGUCCAAUAAAUACAGUGUUUUUUU
Leptinotarsa decemlineata (Colorado potato beetle) is the source of this 2275-nucleotide messenger RNA. RefSeq names its product F-box only protein 21. The record is from RefSeq and is a predicted model, not a curated record. NCBI's taxonomy places the organism in Eukaryota, Metazoa, Arthropoda, Insecta, Coleoptera, Chrysomelidae. Gene Ontology annotation, molecular function: protein binding; DNA binding.